GGACAAUUGCGAUUUCCAUUCCUAAUAUGUUGGAGAGUAUGAUUAGAGCACGAGAGUCAUAACCGUUGGACGCUCUUUAGUCCAUAAUUUGUGAAGACGUAUAGACGCUAUUCAUUUCUCUAAUUUUAUUUCGGCCGCUUCUCAAUUUUAUUUCUCUAAUUCGUGAACUCGUUAUGCACCCAGGCCCGAUUAUCAUCACUUAAAGCAUUUCAAUUUCCAGCCACAUCUAGGGUUUUUCUAUCUAUCGAUCUCGAUCCCGACCUCCACAGCUUCAAUUAAACAAAUUUUUUUAUCGAGGCAUUGGGCUGGAAGAUACUUUAAUAGAUUCCGAUUAGUGGGUAAUUCAACUAUCGAGCCAUUAGAUUGGGAGAUACUGCCGGUGAUUUUGUCGGGUUUGGGAGGUGAUGGGCCCUAGGAUUCUUUAAAAUUUGAAGCAAGGUGUGGGGAAAUUUGUUGAAAUGCCGGUGAAAUCGGGAAGUUCGUCGGUGCGGGAUCGGACGCAGGAGUUUCUGAGCAUCGCAGAGAGGCUGAAGAAGUCAGUCUCGUCGGGAGAUGGGAAUAAUGCGGCGAGCAGUGGUUCGAGAGGGGAGGAGCAGAGAUCUGCGAUGGCUAUCCAGCCGGAGUUUAACAAGAGGGCAUCAAAGAUUGGGUUUGGGAUACACCAAACGUCUCAGAAGCUUGCAAAAUUAGCUAAAUUGGCAAAGAGGACUUCAGUUUUUGAUGACCCAACCAUGGAAAUCCAAGAGCUGACAGCAGUUAUUAAGCAGGAUAUUACUGCACUGAAUUCAGCAGUUGUUGACCUUCAGCUCCUCUGCAACUCCCGAAAUGAUAGUGGGAAUAUCUCAAGUGACACUACUAGUCAUUCAACUACAGUUGUAGAUGAUUUAAAGAAUCGCUUAAUGAGUGCCACAAAAGAGUUCAAAGACGUCCUAACCAUGCGGACAGAGAACUUGAAGGUUCAUGAGAACAGAAGACAGUUGUUUUCCUCCACUGCUUCUAAGGAUUCUCCAAAUCCUUUUGCUCGUCAGCGUCCGCUGUCCACAAGGGCAGCUGCUAGUUCCUCAACUGCCCCUCCUCCAUGGGCCAAUGGUUCAUCAUCCCAGUUAUUUCCCAGGAAGGAGAUGGAUGGGGAGAGUCGACCGUUGCUGCAGCAACCUCAGCAGCAUCAACAGCAACAGCAGUUGGUUCCCGUACAAGACAGUUACAUGCAGAGCAGAGCUGAAGCUCUUCAAAAUGUGGAGUCAACAAUUCAUGAGCUGAGCAACAUCUUCAACCAGUUGGCAACCCUUGUUUCUCAACAAGGAGAGAUUGCCAUCAGGAUUGAUGAAAACAUGGAUGACACAUUAGCAAAUGUGGAGGGCGCUCAAGGGGCUUUGCUCAAGUACCUUAACAGCAUAUCUUCAAAUAGGUGGCUGAUGAUCAAGAUAUUCUUUGUAUUAGUAGUUUUUCUUAUGAUCUUCCUAUUUUUUGUGGCAUAGCCAUCAAUUGAGACACAGAAUACAAAUAGCCAAAAUGACUGCCCUUGCCUGGGUGAUAAGCCUGUCCUAUUCUUUCUACGCCUAUCCUCCCUCACCCUCUUAUUUUUACCCCUGAUUUUUUUGUGUGCGCACAAGGAAAUUCCUGUAUCCAUUCUGCAUUUUGUGAUUAUGUAUGGCAUAUGUGUAAUUGUACAUGGUGCUUGAUGCAAUGAAAAGAUCCUUUCACUUUUA
This is a messenger RNA of Malania oleifera, 1709 nucleotides long. Its product is annotated as syntaxin-32-like. The record is from RefSeq and is a predicted model, not a curated record. Gene Ontology annotation, cellular component: SNARE complex; Golgi membrane; endomembrane system. The coding region runs from base 459 to 1478 and encodes 339 amino acids. Gene Ontology annotation, molecular function: SNARE binding; SNAP receptor activity. Gene Ontology annotation, biological process: vesicle fusion; endoplasmic reticulum to Golgi vesicle-mediated transport; intracellular protein transport. The transcript is spliced from 5 exons. NCBI's taxonomy places the organism in Eukaryota, Viridiplantae, Streptophyta, Magnoliopsida, Santalales, Ximeniaceae.